Molecule: messenger RNA, 461 nt
Organism: Homalodisca vitripennis (glassy-winged sharpshooter)
Lineage: Eukaryota; Metazoa; Arthropoda; Insecta; Hemiptera; Cicadellidae
Product: protein Mpv17-like
Exons: 3
Coding region: 102-437 (111 amino acids)
Cellular component (GO): membrane; cytoplasm
Source: RefSeq, a predicted model, not a curated record
AAUUGUAACUUUUUAUUUUUAGGUAUUAUUAUGGGAUCUGCUGAUAUAAUAGCACAAACUUUGAUUGAAAAGAGGAAAUUUAAAGGGAUAGAAUGGAAUAGAUGUGCUCGUUACGCAAGCAUUGGUUUAUUCAUCGGGCCAACAGUAGGAAUUUGGUAUCGUGUCCUUGUGAAUAUCAAUUUGGCUCAGGAGGAGUAAAAAUUCUGUUUAAGAAGAUUGCCUGUGAUCAACUGUUAUUUGCACCAUUUUUCCUCGUUGUAGGAUGCUUGAUGUGUACUAUUGACACGCUGAAGGGCAAAUCCGUGCAGGAAACAAAGGAAGAUUUGAAAAAUAACUAUCCAGAAAUUCUCCUUUCAAACUACAAGGUGUGGCCAUUUGUUCAGGUCGUCAACUCUACUUUGUCCCUCUUCACUUCCGUGUCUUGUUCGUGCAGAUGAUAUCAGUAUUGUGGUGGAACACAU